Messenger RNA from Linum trigynum, 1455 nucleotides. The record is from the annotation of a GenBank genome assembly. NCBI's taxonomy places the organism in Eukaryota, Viridiplantae, Streptophyta, Magnoliopsida, Malpighiales, Linaceae.
AUGGGUUCCAAAUCAGUUGUGGAUAUGAUUGAGGCAUCCUCAGGUGCACAUUUUUCUGGGUUUCACAUGGAUGGCUCAUUGGGUGCUAGAAGUAAUGGGCAGCCAACCACCUCCGCAAGUGAUGGGAUCUACAAUCAACCUUUUGUUAUUGGAGUUGCUGGAGGAGCAGCUUCUGGGAAAACAACGGUGUGCGACAUGAUCAUCCAACAGCUGCAUGAUCAGCGUGUAGUACUUGUUAAUCAGGACUCCUUUUAUUUCAAUCUCACAGAAGAAGAACUUAAACGGGUCCAUGAAUACAACUUUGAUCAUCCUGAUGCAUUUGACAACGAUCAACUGCUAUCUGCCAUGGAGAAGCUGAGGCAGGGACAGGCUGUAGAUAUUCCCAAGUAUGACUUCAAGAGUUACAAAAGUGAUGUUUUCCCUGCAAGAAGGGUUAAUCCGUCGGAUGUUAUAAUUUUGGAAGGCAUUCUCAUUUUUCAUGAUCCUCGUAUUAGAGAGCUGAUGAACAUGAAGAUAUUUGUCGAUACAGAUGCGGAUGUACGGUUGGCCAGGAGAAUAAGGCGUGAUACUGGUGAGAAAGGUAGAGAUAUUGCCACAGUUCUUGAUCAGUAUUCCAAAUUUGUGAAGCCUGCUUUUGAUGACUUCAUACUUCCAACAAAAAAGUACGCAGACAUCAUCAUUCCUCGUGGUGGUGAUAAUCAUGUGGCAAUUGAUUUAAUUGUGCAGCAUAUUCGUACAAAACUUGGCCAGCAUGAUCUCUGUAAAAUUUACCCCAAUUUAUACGUCAUUCAAUCAACUUUUCAGAUACGUGGCAUGCAUACCCUUAUACGUGACUCUCAAACAACCAAACAUGAUUUUGUUUUCUAUGCUGACAGGCUUAUUCGUUUGGUAGUUGAGCAUGGUCUGGGACACCUACCUUUUACAGAGAAGCAGGUGAUCACUCCCACCGGUUCUGUAUAUACUGGUGUGGACUUCUGCAAGAGAUUGUGUGGUGUGUCAGUUGUCAGGAGUGGUGAGAGUAUGGAAAAUGCCUUGCGAGCAUGUUGUAAAGGCAUCAAGAUAGGGAAGAUUCUCAUCCAUAGAGAAGGUGACAACGGUCAGAAUCUGAUCUACGAAAAGUUACCUAAAGACAUUGCAGAUAGGCAUGUCUUGCUACUCGAUCCCAUUCUAGGAACAGGCAACUCUGCAGUUCAAGCCAUUUCCUUACUCAUCAGGAAGGGCGUGCCCGAGGCCAACAUUAUAUUCCUUAAUCUCAUAUCUGCACCCCAGGGAGUUCAUGUUGUCUGCAAAAAGUUCCCCAGGAUAAAGAUCGUGACAUCCGAGAUUGAGACGGGUUUGAACGAGGAUUUCCGUGUCAUACCAGGAAUGGGGGAGUUCGGAGACAGAUAUUUUGGAACAGAUGACGAUGACGAGCCGCCGGUGGCUGCAACAGCUGCCGCCAAGAACGGCAGCUGA